Messenger RNA from Osmerus eperlanus (European smelt), 2247 nucleotides. RefSeq names its product nuclear transcription factor Y subunit alpha-like. Gene Ontology annotation, molecular function: DNA-binding transcription factor activity, RNA polymerase II-specific; DNA binding. Gene Ontology annotation, cellular component: CCAAT-binding factor complex. The record is from RefSeq and is a predicted model, not a curated record. The transcript is spliced from 11 exons. Gene Ontology annotation, biological process: regulation of transcription by RNA polymerase II. Lineage: Eukaryota; Metazoa; Chordata; Actinopteri; Osmeriformes; Osmeridae. The coding region runs from base 382 to 1347 and encodes 321 amino acids.
UAAAUCAAGAUAGGAAUAUGAUUCCAAACAUACAGUACCUGCUGGCAGGCCAAACGAUGCCCUUCAAAUGAAUGAUACUGUAUAGGCCUAUCAUUUUCAUAGAAUAAACAGCUGAUUUGCACGGUGUAGGUUAGGUGCCCACUCUCCCUCCCGCUCUUGAAGGGGCGGAAAGAAGAGAGAGAGGGCGGGGGAUAAGCACAGUCGGCCACUUGUUGGAGGUUCCCGUCAAUUUCGUACGUGCCAUUUGCUUGCAUUGACUCGAGAGAUUCAUGAUUGGGUUUGUGUAGCGCUAUUGGAGCCAAUCAGGGGGACCGGGCGAGCGAGAAACGACGACAGGCUGCACGGUUGAGUGUGAUUUGAAGACCUCAAAGUGCAGUGACCAUGGAGCAGUACACAACCACCACAGGGGAGCAGAUAGUGGUACAAACAGCCAAUGGUCAGAUCCAACAACAGGGCACUGUGACGACGUUGCAGUUGCAGGCUGAGCCAGCUGCUUCGGCCCAGCAGGUUCAGACACUCCAGGUGCAGGGACAGCCUCUGAUGGUGCAGGUGAGCGGGGGGCAGCUCAUCACCUCCUCUGGCCAGCCUAUCAUGGUGCAGGCCAUGGGGGGGCAGGGCCAGACCAUCAUGCAGGUUCCCAUGGCUGGCACUCAGGGGCUCCAACAGAUCCAGCUGGUGCAGCCAGGGCAGAUCCAGCUGCAGGGGGGGCAGACUCUACAGGUGCAGGGGCAGGGGGGGCAGACCCAGCAGAUCAUCAUCCAGCAGCCGCAAACCGCAAUGACCGCUGGGCAGAACCAGGGCCAGCAGCAGAUUACAUUGCAGGGCCAGCAGUUGGCCCAGACGGCUGACGGCCAGACCAUUGUGUACCAGCCAGUCAACGCUGACGGCACUCUUCUCCAACAAGGGAUGAUCACCAUCCCUGCGUCAAGUCUGGCAGGAGCUCAGAUAGUGCAGGCAGGCAACAACACCAACACCACCAACAGUGGCCAGGGCACAGUGACUGUCACGCUGCCCAUGUCUGGGAACAUGGUCAAUACUGGGGGCAUGGUCAUGAUGGUUCCUGGUGGAGGCACGGUACCAGCCAUGCAGCGUAUCCCCCUGCCCGGGGCUGAGAUGCUGGAGGAGGAGCCUCUGUAUGUCAACGCCAAGCAGUACAACCGCAUCCUGAAGAGACGACAGGCCCGCGCCAAGCUGGAGGCCGAGGGCAAAAUCCCCAAGGAGAGAAGGAAAUAUUUGCACGAGUCACGGCACCGCCACGCCAUGAAGAGGAAGAGAGGAGAUGGCGGACGAUUUUUCUCGCCCAAGGAGAAGGAAGAGAUGGCGCUGGCCAUGCAGUUGCAGGGCUAGGAUGGGGUGGUGUAAAGGUACAGUCAGAGCUCCCACCAGCUGGAGAGGAAACCGUGGUGCAGAUGAUUAGUGUGUCCUAACCCGUCGCUAGCCCGAGGAGGCUUGUCUGUAUGUUUGUGCGCUUGUUUCUGUAUGACAAAUGUCAAGUGGAAGAGGGAGAGGACUCCUACACAUCUACCAGUGCAUCUUUCUGGGGACUUACUAAGAAUUCAGCAAGCUGGGCUGGCUCAGAGCACAAUGUGGACUAGUGGAGAGUUUGCCAGCUUUAAGUGCACACCAGAUAGUUAUUCAGAACUACACGGUAACCAUGGAAACACUGGAGAGCAAUCGGGACCCUAGAAGACGGAGGCCGUCUGUUAUGUAAUUGUGAUUUGUACGAACAUUGUUAUAACUCUGUAUCAAAGUUGCUUGAUUUUUAACGCAGUUUUCAUAUUUAUUUGGAACACCUUACUAAAAUGGGUAGCUGUUUGUUCCUGUCCUCUGCUUUAGGUUUUCAGGUUUUGUCUUAUUUGUUGCUGACAGAUUUCAUGUGAAAAGCAAUAAUCUAAGGGCUAUAACCCAAACACUUUUAUUCUUCUUUUGUUUUAGUAUUUAAUAGGUUUUUGCAUGAUCUACUUGAAUUGCAAGUUUAGGCCACAGCAAUACCAAGUUAGUGUACAUAGGUAAUGUGUGUAUCGUUCUGGGCCACAUUGUAUAACAUCAGCUGGGGCUGCCCACACCUUUUCCAGGAAAGCUACCCUCCUGUAAGUUUUCACUUAAUUUAAGUUGUAACUAACCUGCUUCAAUUUGUCAGCCAUUGAAUUGUUAGAAUCAAGAACACUAGGUUGGGGUUGGGAAAAGGGUUGGGCAGCCCUGAUGUAAACUGAAUUCCCUUUUAUAUAACAUGAAUAAAACAACACA